UUCCCUUUAUAUUAGCCACCUCCAAACACUAUCAUCACCAUUGUCGGCCUCUUUCUUCUCUUCAACCUCCACCAUUUUCUCUCUCCCUCUUGUGUUUCUUGCAAUACCUUCCAAUACAGCAAAACAAAACACAACACAAACGGUGUCGUUAUCGUUCUUUCUCCUCUUCCUCUUCAACAAACAUGAGACAGUACCAGGAACUCAACCUGCAAAGAAGCUCAAAAAAAAUCAUUCCUUCAAACUACAUCAGGUCAACGUCGGUCUCGUCGAUACCUGAAAAUGAAGAAUUUUCAGGUAAACUUCUCGUUAGAAGAGAUUCACCGAUCGCUUUACAAAGACUAAACAAAGUUCAUUCAAGGUUCACUUCUCUCAUUCGUUCACUUCUCCAUGCAAUAACUUUUCCCACUAUAAUUCUUCCCACGUGCAAGUGGUUAUCGAUACCGACCCAUCUCUCUAUAAAUCCUUCUUUAGGCCGGAAAGUCACCGGAACUUUAUUUGGUAACCGGCGUGGCCAUGUUAGUUUUGCCGUUCAAGAUGAUCCCCGGUCUGAACCGGUUUUGUUGUUAGAACUGGCCAUGUCUACAUCAACUCUGGUUAAAGAAAUGGCGUCCGGUUUGGUUCGGAUAGCGCUUGAGUGUGAGAAAGCUCCAGUUCAGGCCGGACGCGGUCGGCCCGGGAAACUGUUUCAUGAGCCCAUGUGGACUAUGUAUUGUAAUGGGAGGAAGUGUGGGUAUGCGCAGUCCCGCGCGUGUGGGGAUUCCGAUUGGCACGUUUUGAGCACCGUGCAAAGCGUGUCGGUAGGCGCAGGGGUUAUUCCGGUGGUGGAGGACGCACGGAAGACCGGUGUGUCUGAGGGAGAAUUAUUGUACAUGAGGGCAAAAUUUGAACGAGUUGUUGGUAGCCGUGACUCAGAGGCAUUCUACAUGUUGAAUCCAGAUAAUAACGGAGGACCUGAACUCAGUAUUUUUCUGCUUAGAAUUUGAAGAUUAUUUAUCAAUUGAAAAAAGGAAAAAAAAAAAAAAUACAAUUGUCUUUGGGAGUUAAUGACUCUUUUAGAUGUUUAAUUAGUUUUAAAUUAUUAGAUUAUUUGAAGUUGGGAGUUGGAAUCUAAUUAAAGUGCAUUAGAGAGAAUUUGAUUGUUGUACUUGUUUCUAUAAAUAGUUUGAAAUAAAAUUAAUGUAUGAGGAGAUGGUUUAAUUUUGUAAAAAUGAAAUAUUUAUGUUUAAUCUGGGUGAUUUCAAGAAA
This is a messenger RNA of Pistacia vera, 1245 nucleotides long. Its product is annotated as protein MIZU-KUSSEI 1-like. NCBI's taxonomy places the organism in Eukaryota, Viridiplantae, Streptophyta, Magnoliopsida, Sapindales, Anacardiaceae. The record is from RefSeq and is a predicted model, not a curated record. Bases 183 to 983 code for a protein of 266 amino acids. Gene Ontology annotation, biological process: hydrotropism. The transcript has a single exon.